Messenger RNA from Brienomyrus brachyistius, 7050 nucleotides. RefSeq lists its product as uncharacterized. Gene Ontology annotation, biological process: DNA integration. NCBI's taxonomy places the organism in Eukaryota, Metazoa, Chordata, Actinopteri, Osteoglossiformes, Mormyridae. The transcript is spliced from 2 exons. Gene Ontology annotation, molecular function: nucleic acid binding. The record is from RefSeq and is a predicted model, not a curated record. Bases 456 to 6230 code for a protein of 1924 amino acids.
CUAAAGGGCUGCGGGUUUAGUCUGCCUGUUAUGCUCAGCUCGCACCCUGCGAGUCCCGCCCAGUUCCUGCUCUCAUUGGACGACUUCGCCAGAGACACGUGACCAAUAGGGACUCUGACUGAGGCAAGCGUAAACUGGACGUUAUCCCCGCCAUGUUUUUCCUUUUCUUCUUUUAGAACGCGGGUUUAGUCAUAUCGGGAAGGGAGCGAUAUACCGCGCUGGGAAUCUUUGAUUGUGUGCGUUCAGAUACCCGACCACACACACAUACACAUACUAGUACAGAGCCCUUGUUCCAAGCCUUUAUUAAAGUUCUGGAGAAUAUACUCUUGGCAUCUUCAUUGGAUGUACCACAGCGGCCACACCUAUCUCACCAAUCAGUAAUAGUAGGCUAGUUCUGCACAACAAUUUUUGGUCCUUCGAGCCGGAUACGGUGGCUACUGUGGAAGUUUAGAAUAAUGUUCUCCGAUCAGCCUCUUGGGGAAGCUCAGCCUACUAAUACCAGGCCCAGGCGGCACACACGUCUGCCAGCUAGAUUUGAUGAUUAUGAUGUCUAUCUCCCAGCUCAUGACAGACCUCACUCCCCGAUGCACAUGAUGGGCCAUAUUGCUAGAAUGCCAGAAGAAUACCAUGAUAUGGAGAGGGCAGCCAAGAUGACCCCGCUCGAGUAUCAGCAGCAGUAUGAACAGAGCAGUCCCAUACCUAGGGUUUGCCCACGGUCAGUCAGCCAAACACCAUAUGGAGGACUGAUGCAGGAUAGCACUCCUUCUCCACAGCACAAACAAGGAACAGAGGCAUCCCCAGAGAUAUUAGAAGCAAUUAAUCAACUACGGCAGGAUAACCAUAGACUCCAGCUAACUAUGAUGCAGAUGCAGAGACAGCUCAGUGUCCAUACCCCACAGCCCACCCAUAUCAGUCAACAGCCAGUACCUUCUGUGCCACACACCCCCUUUGCGCAGCCACCACACCAGGAACUGGAUCGCCAUCUACCGGUGACACAUGAGUCCACUAAAAGGCAAGGCAAGUGGGCAGAAGAGGAUGCAGAAUGGCCGCUGCCGCCCCCUCCAGUAGUACAUGAAGCACUUCAACCAUCACCAACCACUGAAGUGCCACAGGGUUUGGUGGAGGAGCUGACUGACUGCCUCAGACGAUUGGGGAGGGCACCGCAGCCAAUGUCAUAUGAGAGGCAGCAUCUAACUCCAGUCUAUUGUGAACCAGAAGGUUGCUCUGAAUCAGAGUCACAAUGCAGUUAUGAUGCAGUAGCACCUAAACAUGUGCCUAUUAGCCCAGAGCACCAACGAGAAAUAGCUUAUCGGGGCCCUAAGCCCACGAUCCCAUAUUUCACUAAGGGGGACCCGAGAGAGUUUGCAAGACUGAAAAUAGCCCUUGACAACAUCCUGCCUGAAGAUGCAACGGAGAGGUUUAAGUACCAAAUUCUAGUAGAUCAUAUCAAGUUUGAGGAAGCACUCCUCAUAGCUGACUCGUAUAUGAACUCCAAGCAACCCUAUUCAAACACUAUGGCCUCCCUCACAGAGCAUUAUGGGCAACCUCAUCAACUGGCCUUGAGGAGAAUUGCUGAACUGAUGGACGCUCCCAAUAUCCGCAGUAGUGAUGCUAGUGGAUUUAAGAAGUUUGCCUUGAGAGUGAGGGCCUUGGUAGGCAUGCUUGAUCAGCUGGGGGAGAGUGGGCACAUCGAGCUCCAGUGCGGCUCACAUGUCACUCGGCUGUUGUCCAAGCUUCCACAAGACAUGCGGGCUGAAUUCAAGAGAUAUCUAUAUCCGCAACAUGUCCGUAUUCCUACCCUCCUGAACUUUGCAGAUUGGCUAGAGUACGAGAUAAGGAUCCAAGAGAGUGGAUAUGAUUUUGCCCAAGCUGAUGGAAAGGGUGAUGGAGACGUGAAAAGGGAUAAACAUAGGCUAUUUAAACCUAAUCGGACGGCAACUAUUCUACAUGGGGCAGACCAAGUGGUGAGCAUCUCUUCAGCUGAGCCCCCUUCGGCUAGCAGCAGUAAGCAACAAGAUAAGAGCACGGCAUAUUGUCCCUACUGUGUUAAUUCGCUACAUUACCUGAACCAGUGUGGAAACUUCAGUCAACUCACAGUAGAUCAGAAGACCACCUGGGUGAAGAGCAACAGGAGAUGUUGGCGUUGUGGUCGCUCCCAUCAAGCUGCACAGUGUCGUCUAAAGAUGACCUGUAAGAAAUGUAAUGGGAAACAUCUCGAUGCUCUCCAUGAGCUCAACACAAGGCCAGAAAAAGGGAACAGCACAUGUCUUGUCAGCUCCGCUAACGAGGUCCUCUAUUUAGAUAGGCGAGCAGGUUGUAGCCAAGUGCUGUUGAAGGUCAGCAAAGUGAUACUGCGCAAUGGAGAACACAGUCUGGAGACUUAUGCUAUCCUAGACGAUGGCUCGGAGCGCACAAUCCUACUUCCUGCUGCUGCCCAUUCCCUUAAACUUCAAGGGAAUCCCGAGGACCUUGCUCUGAGAACCGUACGUCAGGACAUUAGAGUUAUUCAUGGUACAUCAGUCACAUUCACUAUAUCCCCUGCCAGUCAACCACAGAAGACUUUCAGAAUCCAGGGAGCUUUCACUGCUGACCAAUUGGGCCUAGCGGAACACACUUACGCCGUGAAAUCACUGCAAAGGAGAUACAAGCACUUAAGGGGUUUGCCACUUCAAGCAUUUGAUAAUGCCCACCCUCUAGUGUUGAUUGGGUCCGACUACCCCCACUUAAUUACACCAGUGGAGCCUGUGCAUUUAGGACCACCUGGGGGGCCCGCAGCAGUAAAGACCAGGUUAGGUUGGACUCUCCAGGGACCUACCAAGCUCAUUCAGCAGCAGCUCCAACCCACGCAGUGCUUGCAUGUGUCCACCUCCUCACCAGCUGCGGAGUUAUUUCAACAAGUUGAAAGGCUCUGGCAACUGGAUGUGUUGCCUUAUAGGAAUGAGAAGCUUGUUACCAGAUCCAAACAGGAUCAGGAAGCUAUGAGGCUGCUGGAGGAAAAAACAUCACGGGUAGACGUAGAAGGAGUCCAGCGUUAUGCCACGCCAUUGCUACGGGUAAGGAACAUGCCCAAACUUAAUGCACCAAAGGAAGCUGUGCUAGCACAUCUCCGUAGCACAGAAAGACGCCUGCUCAAAGAGCCAGAGAAAGCAGCCUCCUAUUGCGCUGAAAUGCGAAAGUUGGAACAAGCAGGAUAUACUGUUAAGGUCUCGGAGCAGGAGCUGAACCAAACCAGUGAAUCCUGGUACAUACCCCACCACAUUGUGAGUCAUAAUGAGAAGAAUCGGAUAGUUUAUAAUUGUUCAUUCACCUACCAGGGUAAUAAUCUUAAUGACCUGCUUCUGCCUGGACCGACCUUAACAUCCAGUUUGUUAGGUGUCCUGCUGAGAUUCAGGGAACAUUCUGUAGCCUUCAGCAGUGAUAUCAAAGGCAUGUUCCACCAAGUGAGAUUGCUCCCUGAAGACAAGCCUCUUCUUCGUUUUCUAUGGAGGGACCUACAGAAAGAACUACCACCCAAUAUAUAUGAGUGGCAGGUUCUCCCUUUCGGUACCACAUGUAGCCCAUGCUGUGCUACCUUUGCUCUCCAGAAGCACGUGUUUGACCAUAGUCAGCCAGGGGAAGACCUUCAGAUAGCAGUGGAGCGCUGCUUCUAUGUGGACAACUGCCUGAAGAGCCUGCCCUCCAAAGAUAUAGCCAAACACUUAGUCGACCAGUUGCAAGCAGUGCUAGCUGCAGGCGGGUUUGAACUUCGUCAGUGGGCUAGUAACACUCCUGAGGUCAUUAAUCAUUUGCCAAAGGAAUUAAGGUCAGACAACAGUGUGCUGUGGCUUAAUGGGUCAGGGGCAGACCCUCAAGAGCAAGCCUUGGGACUUCGCUGGUCAUGUCAUUCUGACACCCUAGGAUACAAAUGUCGCCUGGUGGAAUAUCCCAUCCCUACUAUGAGAAAUAUAUACCGAGUGCUAGCCAGUCUGUAUGACCCUUUAGGCUUCCUUAUCCCCUUUACCACUAGGGCCAAGACUUUGGUGCAGCACCUGUGGAGUAAGCAGAGAGAAUGGGAUGACCCAUCCCUGCCAGAUGAUGCCCUCCAGGCAUGGUCGGCAUGGGUAGAAGAGCUUCAGCAUCUCCCACAGGUAACCCUGCCUCGCUGUUAUGUAAGCCCUGCAAUCGACCGUUCCAGUAGUCACCAAACUAUACACAUCUUCUGUGACGCUUCGGAGCGAGCAUACGGCUCUGUUGCUUACCUACGGAGUGAAGGUACCAAGGGACAAGUGGAAGUGGCAUUCCUGACUGCACGAUCAAGGGUGGCCCCCAAGCGUCAGCUAUCAAUGCCACGAUUAGAGCUGUGCGCUGCAUUGACGGGCAGUCAACUAGCAGCACUUCUGUUGAAGGAACUUACCAUAACUAUACACGAUGUGAUUCUCUGGACUGAUUCCACGACCGUGCUCACCUGGCUCCAGUCUGAUUCGUGCCAGUUUAAAGUGUUUGUCGGCACCAGAGUGGCAGAAAUCCAGGAGCUGACAGAUGCUGGAGCCUGGCGUUAUGUUGAUUCGGCCAGUAACCCAGCAGACGACAUAACCAGAGGGAAGACCUUGAGGGACCUGGCAGGAAGAAACCGUUGGCGAGAUGGACCAUCAUUUCUGUUGCAUUCUUCAGAAUUGUGGCCCACCAAACCAGCUCAGGGUGGUCAGGGAGAUUCCACUGAACUACGGAAACCCACCUGCAUUGGUCUAACCAAGGUAAUUACUAACCCCCCAUUGCCAGAUUAUGAGCAGUUUUCCUCCUUCAGGAGUCUGGUCGAGGCAGUCGCCUUAUCCCACCACGGGGCGGCAGGUAAUCAUCCUGGUCCUUCCGCUGAAGACUAUCAAGCAGCAGAGAGAGAAAUUCUUAGGCAAGCUCAGUUGGACAGCUUCAUUGAUGAUUACACCUACCUGGCAGCAGGGAAACUGGUAUCCUCUACUAGUCGGCUGGUCACACUAGCACCAGAAUAUGAUGCAGCAGUGCGGUUGAUCCGUGUAGGAGGUAGGCUCCGCCACAGUGAUCAGCUCGAACAUGAUGCCAUUCACCCAAUAGUCUUGGAUCCAGCCCACAAAAUCACUAAGUUGAUAAUCCAGGACACAGACAAAAGCCUUAAACAUCCAGGUGCAGAACGUCUCUUUGCAGAGCUUCGGCGGAAAUACUGGAUCUUACACGGACGAGAAGCUGUUAAGCGGCAUCAACGUUCUUGCCCCGACUGUCAGAGAUGGCGAGCGAGCCCAACUGUACCUAAGAUGGCAGACCUACCCCCUGCACGACUGCGGUUGUUAAAGCCCCCCUUUUUUUCAACAGGCGUGGACUGCUUUGGGCCCUUCAUGGUACGGAUUGGGAGGCGCAACGAGAAACGUUGGGGGAUAUUGUUCAAAUGUCUGACCACUAGAGCUGUCCACGUAGAUAUUUUAUCCAACUUGGACACCGACUCAUUUUUAAUGGGCCUUCGCCGAUUUAUUGCCCGAAGAGGAAAACCAGCAGAACUCUUAUCGGAUCAGGGCACGAACUUUAAAGGAGGUGAGAGAGAGCUCCAUCAGACAUUUCAGUCAUUGCACCCCAUACUACAACAGCAAUUAGCUAAGCACCAGAUCAAAUUCCGAUUCAAUCCCCCUGGCGCACCUCACUUUGGAGGGGUCUGGGAACGAGAGAUCAGGUCGGUCAAGGCCGCAUUAUAUACCACAGUGCAAGCCCAAACAGUUACAGAAGAGGUCCUAAGAACGGUUUUAGUUGAAGUGGAAGGGAUUCUAAAUUCCAAGCCACUAGGCUAUGUAUCAACCGAUAUUGCUGAUCCUGAUCCAGUUACCCCAAACCUUCUGUUGAUGGGGCGGCUUGACCCGUCAUUGCCUCAGGCAGUGUACACUGAAGCAGAGCUACUAAGCCGCCGUCGCUGGAAGCACUCACAGGUUCUUGCAGAUCAGUUCUGGGUUCAUUUCAUUAAAUAUUAUCUCCCCGCACUCCAGACUCGUUCUAAGUGGCAAAGGGAUGCCCCCCCACUGCAGCUGGGUACAGUAGUUUUGAUAAUGGACCCGCACCUGCCAAGAGCACUCUGGCCAGUAGGCCGUGUUACCAAGGUCAUCCCAGGAGUGGACGGACGAGUCCGAACAGCGGAUGUUCAAGUGAAGGAUCACAAUUACACCAGGCCUGUUGCUCGACUUAUCCCUCUCCCUGCUAUUCCAGACACAACUUCAGACCCGGACAGCCCCUUCUGAAUUAUACAAAUUUGACAAUGCAAAUUUGGGGGCGGCUGUGCUAAAGGGCUGCGGGUUUAGUCUGCCUGUUAUGCUCAGCUCGCACCCUGCGAGUCCCGCCCAGUUCCUGCUCUCAUUGGACGACUUCGCCAGAGACACGUGACCAAUAGGGACUCUGACUGAGGCAAGCGUAAACUGGACGUUAUCCCCGCCAUGUUUUUCCUUUUCUUCUUUUAGAACGCGGGUUUAGUCAUAUCGGGAAGGGAGCGAUAUACCGCGCUGGGAAUCUUUGAUUGUGUGCGUUCAGAUACCCGUAAGUUUCUACAUGUGCAUUGUACAAGAGUGUUUAUGUUGGGAUAUUAUAUACAGUUAAUCGGAAAUGAGCCCCUUAAGUGCGGCGAACGUUUUAUUUCUAACUUGCUGCGUAGAUUUAUGUUGCAUUUACCUCGGAUGUCAUGCAAUGCCUAUGUUUAUUUUAAACGGUUUAUAUUUACAUAUUUAUUUAUCUCAACAAAUCUUAUUUAUAUUACUUUGUGUAUUAUGAUUGUUUAUCCUGUUAAACUUGCGGGAUGGCCGCUUAAAGUUACCGUAAUACAACGUCGAAGGUAAUAUUGUGAACUGUUUAUUUGAUACUGGACUCUGUAUGUAUAACGGAUUUAUAUUCUUUAUUCUAUUUUUGUUAUUUCUACUUUCAGGACCACACACACAUACACAUACUAGUACAGAGCCCUUGUUCCAAGCCUUUAUUAAAGUUCUGGAGAAUAUACUCUUGGCAUCUUCAUUGGAUGUACCACAGCGGCCACACCUAUCUCACCAAUCAGUAAUAGUAGGCUAGUUCUGC